This is a messenger RNA of Phyllostomus hastatus (greater spear-nosed bat), 917 nucleotides long. Its product is annotated as granzyme A-like. The transcript has 5 exons. Lineage: Eukaryota; Metazoa; Chordata; Mammalia; Chiroptera; Phyllostomidae. Gene Ontology annotation, molecular function: serine-type endopeptidase activity. The record is from RefSeq and is a predicted model, not a curated record. Gene Ontology annotation, biological process: proteolysis; negative regulation of oxidoreductase activity; positive regulation of apoptotic process. The coding region runs from base 60 to 851 and encodes 263 amino acids.
AGCCCCGACGGGCCGGACCUGAGCACAGCACGCCGAUUGAUGUGGGCCCGGCAGCCGCAAUGAGGAACCCCGGAGCUCGCCCGUCGCCCUCCCUCUCGGUGGCACUUCUUCUCCUGCUGGUCCCCGAAGCUCUCUGCGUGCAGAUCAUCGGAGGGAGCGAGGUGACUCCUCACUCCAGACCCUACAUGGCGCUGCUCUCCGGGGUGAACAGCAGCAUCUGCGGGGGGGCCCUGAUCGAGGACAGAUGGGUGCUGACCGCCGCUCACUGCCUCCUGAACAAAAGGUCCACAGUCACUCUCGGGGCCCACUCGAGAUCCAAGAAGGAGCCGGAAAAACAGAUACUGUUCGUGAAGAAAGAGUUUCCCUACCCGUGCUACGACCGGGACACACACGAGGGCGACCUCAAACUGCUGCAGCUGAAGAAAAAAGCAACCAUCAAUAAGAACGUGGCCAUCCUUAACCUCCCUAAGAGGGGGAGUGACGUCAAACCAGGAACCAGCUGCCAGGUCGCGGGAUGGGGGUUGGUAAACAAUCGGCGGCAGGUGCUCGCCGAUGGCCUGAGAGAAGUCAACGUCACGGUCAUUGACAGGAAGACCUGCAACGACGCACAGCACUACAACUACGACCCCGUGAUCGGGAUGAACAUGCUCUGUGCAGGGAACCCCAAAGGCGGAAAAGACUCGUGCCACGGAGACUCGGGAAGCCCUCUGAUCUGCCAGGGCAUCUUCAGGGGCGUCACCUCCUUCGGCAAGCCGGACAAGUGCGGAGACCCCCGGGGGCCUGGCGUGUACGUGCUGCUGUCCCAGAAGCACCUCACCUGGAUCAUCCAAACGAUGAAGGGGGCGGCCUAGGUCCCCGUGCAUCAUGUCAUUUGCUGCCACUUCUCACUCCCGUCAUAAAUAAAGUCAGGGCGCAUG